AUGUAUCCACAACAAUACCCUCCAACAGCGCCUCCACCUGCAUAUCCAUCGAAUCAAGUUGGGUUUAAUUCAUUAUCACAAACAAAUGAUGAACGAAUGUCAAAAUUUCAAUAUUUGGUUAAUCUUUAUGAAAUUAAUCGAGAAUUUGCUACACGAUUACGAGGUUUAGAAGGAUAUGAAAUUGCAUUUAUUGUUGAUGAUUCCGGAUCAAUGAAUACACCACUGGGUGAUUUAUCCGGUCCAUUCGAUCAUAAUCCAACAAGAUGGGAUGAACUUCGACGAACAGUUUCAAUUGUAGUCGAUAUUGCUUCUGUUUUUGAUCCUGAUGGUGUUGAUAUAUUCUUCUUAAAUCGUGAACCUAUGCGUAAUGUUAAAAAUGCUGAAGAACUUAAACCUGUUUUUGCUAUGCCACCAUCUGGACCUACGCCAAUUGCUCGUGUACUUCGACAUGUUUUACAAGCAAAACAACUUGAAGUUCAAGAACGUAAACUUCUAAUUCUUAUUGCAACAGAUGGUAUACCAACUAAUGAUAGUGGACAACAAGAUACAAAAACAUUAGAAAAUGUACUUCGUCAUGAACGUAAGCCAAUUAAUCGUAUACCAGUUACAAUUAUUGCGUGUACAGAUGAUGAUGAAUGUAUUGGCUAUUUGAAUAAUUGGGAUAAGAAAAUUCCAAAUCUUGAUGUUGCUGAUGAUUAUAAAUCAGAAAGAACUGAAAUUCACAAAGUACAAGGAAAAGAAUUUCCAUUUAGCUUUGGUGAUUAUGUUGUUAAAGUCUUAAUGGGUGCUGUAGAUGAUUGGUUUGACACACUUGACGAACGUCGUGUAACUGGAAGUGGUCCACCAGAUCGCCAUGCUAGUAAAGGCAAGAAGAGCAAAUGUUGUAUAUCUUAA
This is a messenger RNA of Adineta steineri, 894 nucleotides long. NCBI's taxonomy places the organism in Eukaryota, Metazoa, Rotifera, Eurotatoria, Adinetida, Adinetidae. The record is from the annotation of a GenBank genome assembly.